Molecule: messenger RNA, 2262 nt
Organism: Rasamsonia emersonii CBS 393.64
Lineage: Eukaryota; Fungi; Ascomycota; Eurotiomycetes; Eurotiales; Trichocomaceae
Product: Phenylalanine ammonia-lyase
Exons: 3
Coding region: 1-2262 (753 amino acids)
Biological process (GO): L-phenylalanine catabolic process
Cellular component (GO): cytoplasm
Molecular function (GO): ammonia-lyase activity
Source: RefSeq, a predicted model, not a curated record
AUGACUUCCCACACCUCAAUCGUUCUCUCCAACUGGGAUAAAUUCCUCGCGGCGAUUGCCGCCCCCCAGACCUCUCCCGUCGUGAUUGAUGGGACUUCUCUCGAUCUGGCGAGCGUUGUUGCUGUUGCACGAUACAAUGCCCAUGUCCUGCUUUCUAAAGACUGCUUACCGCGCGUGGAGAAGAGCGCGAGAGACUUGCUUGCGAAAUUGGAUGCUGGUGAUAGUAUUUACGCCGUCAAUACCGGCGUCGGAGGCAGCGCGGACACGCGCACAAACGCCGUCGAGGACUUGCAGCAGGCCAUCAUCCGGAUUCUGAAUUGCGGCAUCAUCGACGACAGCACUGCGGACGAAUCCUCGACUGACCCGCUAUGUGCACCGACCGGCCAGAACAGAGGAAAUACCACCAUGCCAAUUCCUUGGGUCAAGGCCGCCCAUCUCGUACGCAGCAACUCUCUGGCUAGAGGGAAUUCCGGCGUCCGGGUCGAGCUGCUCGACAGCUUUGUCCGACUUCUCCAAAAGAAUGUGGUCCCCCAGGUGCCUCUGCGAGGGAGCAUUUCCGCGUCAGGAGAUCUGAGCCCGCUGUCUUAUCUCGCUGGCGCGUUGCAAGGCAACCCUGGAAUCAAGGUCUGCUAUGGAGAAAAGAUCGUCAAUGCCGAUGUUGCUCUUAAAGAAGCGAAUAUCCCCCCCGUUCAGUUCGCGCCCAAAGAGGGCAUUGCUUUGGUCAAUGGCACGUCCUUUUCGGCUGGUGUCGCGGCCCUGGCGAUGCAGGACGCACACCACCUCGCCGUCCUCGCUCAAGUUCUGACCGCAAUGGCCGUCGAAGGGCUUAAUGGCACUGACGAGAGCUUCGAUUACCAUUUCGCCCAAGUCCGUCCACACCCGGGCCAGACGGAGGCGGCGCGGAAUAUCCGUCACUUCCUCAGGGACUCCAAACUGGUCCGCAAGGCUGAUGGUGAAAGCUAUCAAGGCCUUCGUCAGGACCGUUAUGCCCUUCGAACGGCUGCGCAGUGGAUGGGCCCUGAACUCGAGGCUCUCGUCGUCGCCCACCGGCAAGUCGUGACCGAAUGCAAUUCCAUCACAGACAACCCCCUCGUCGUCGAGCCUGGCGCCAAAGUCAUCCACGGAGGCAAUUUCCAGGCCAUGGCAAUCACGUCCGCCAUGGACAAGACGCGAUCCGCGCUGCAGACGCUGGGCCGCAUGCUCUUCCAGCAGCUCACGGAGCUGAUGAACCCCGCCACGAACAACGGUCUUCCACCCAAUCUGACAGCGGACGAGCCCAGCUGUGACUUUUUGAUGAAGGGCAUGGACAUCGCUGCCGCGGCAUACCAGUCCGAACUGGCAUUCCUGUCGCACAGCGUCGUGCCGUUCGUCAUGGUCGCCGAGCAAGGAAACCAGUCGCUGAACUCUCUGGCGCUGAUUUCUGCAAGAUACACCCACGCGGCGCUGGACGUGUUUGUGCAGCUGUGUGCCACUUCGUUGGUGGCGUUGUGUCAGGCGCUGGACCUGCGUGCAGUCCAGCAUCGCUUCUUCGCUGCUUUCGAGCCUGUUUUCGCGAGAAAGACCUCGCAGUGGAUGAAAUCGUGGCUUGAUGCGCAGCAGGCAGAAUCCGUUCAAGUGAGUCUGUGGCGCCAAUUCCGGUCCGAGUUUGGCCGGCUUUCGAAUAUGGACCUGUCUCCUCGAAUGAAGGCGGUAAUGGCAACGCUGCACGCGUCUGCCAGCAGCAAAAACGACGUUCAUGACGCAGGCUUCCACGAGGAACUCAAGCUGUGGGCAGAAAGCACCGCGACAGAAGCGGUUAACACUUUCAACGAGACAUUGAACGGACAUAGCGUCUCUGACACACUGCCUCUCCUAGGCGCCGCAUCGCGUCGGAUAUACCGCAGUGUGCGAGAAGAGCUAGAAGUGCCAUUCAUCCGGGCCGAGAAAGCGCCAGCGCCCUCGACCAACAUCAUCACCAUCCCCAUGUUCAAAGGCGCCAAAGCGGGCACGAUGCUGGGGACGUAUACCAGCAGGGUGUAUCGUGCAUUACAAGGAGGAAUCCUGUUGCGUCCGGUCAUGGAGUGCCUGAGAGAUGUCGUAGCAGACAAGGGCGAGGAUGUGCGAGCGAUUUCGUCUGAGACGGCGAACCAGUUUCGUGAAUUCCUCGGUAAGAAGAAAUACGGCAAGCGGUGUCUGACAGAUGAGGAGAAUGGCCCAGUUAGGGAGACGCAGAAGAGGAAAGUGUUGGAAGUCGGUGCUCAGGAGUACAGAUGUUUUGCGUGA